Malania oleifera is the source of this 2437-nucleotide messenger RNA. RefSeq names its product anthranilate synthase alpha subunit 2, chloroplastic-like. The transcript is spliced from 11 exons. Lineage: Eukaryota; Viridiplantae; Streptophyta; Magnoliopsida; Santalales; Ximeniaceae. The record is from RefSeq and is a predicted model, not a curated record. Gene Ontology annotation, biological process: L-tryptophan biosynthetic process. Bases 218 to 2020 code for a protein of 600 amino acids. Gene Ontology annotation, molecular function: anthranilate synthase activity.
GUUGGUUUUAAGAGAGACGGGGGGAAGUUCCUCUGUUCGAUACAUUUAGCGGUGACUAUUUCCGCCAGUAAAAGCUCAGAGAGAGAGAGAGCGGCAAACCAAGCCCCGCUGCAGCUGUCGGCUCUCCAAUGUUUUUUAACUGUUGAGAGUGAAAGCAGUCAGCUCGUCCCCUCUCUUCAACGCUUCAGGAUCUUCUCUCCCAGCGAAUGCACCAGCCAUGGAAACCCUAGGUCUUCAACACACUCUCUUUCCCCCAAACCCCCGUCUCUCGCCACCAUUCUCCGCUACUUCCCGUUGCGCAAAACCCUCAAGUUUAAGUUUAAGCUCAACCUCGAGCCUUGCCUCCCGCCUAAUCUCUCUCUCCCACUCCACUCCCACCUCCCGUGCUGGCGCCCUCACAUGCUCCGCGCUGUCCUCCACCUCAUUAGUCGAUCAUUCGGCGAAGUUUCUGGAAGCUUCGAAGAACGGGAAUUUGAUCCCGCUUUACCGAUGUAUAUUCUCUGAUCACCUGACGCCGGUUCUCGCGUACCGAUGUUUGGUCAAGGAAGAUGAUAGAGAAGCUCCAAGCUUUCUUUUUGAGUCGGUUGAGCCUGGUCUCCAGGUUUCUAGUGUCGGGCGGUAUAGUGUGAUUGGAGCUCAACCAAGUAUGGAAAUUGUAGCGAAGGAAAAUUUGGUUACCAUAAUGGACCACGAAAAAGGGCAGAGGACAGAGGAAAUUGUGGAGGAUCCCAUGACCGUUCCUCGGAGAAUUAUGGAGAAAUGGAAACCUCAACUUAUUGAUGAUCUUCCUGAAGCAUUUUGUGGUGGAUGGGUUGGCUAUUUCUCAUAUGAUACAGUGCGCUAUGUAGAGAAGAAAAAGCUGCCAUUUUCGAGUGCCCCUCUGGAUGACAGAAACCUUCCUGAUGUUCAUCUAGGCUUGUAUGAUGAUGUUAUUGUGUUUGAUCAUGUGGAGAAGAAAGCAUACGUGAUUCACUGGGUGCAAUUAGAUCAGUAUUCUUCCGCUGGGGAGGCAUAUAAUGAUGGAAUGAAGCGAUUGGAGAAGUUGGUGUCUAGAGUACAUGAUAUAAUUACUCCAAGACUGGCUGCAGGUUCCAUAAAAUUAUCUACUCGCCUUUUUGGGCCUUCAUUGGAGAAGUCAAGCAUGACAAGUGAAGCAUACAAGAAGGCAGUGUUGCAGGCAAAAGAACAUAUCCUGGCAGGGGAUAUUUUCCAGAUUGUAUUAAGUCAGCGAUUUGAGCGGCGAACGUUUGCUGACCCAUUUGAAGUUUACAGAGCAUUGAGAAUUGUUAAUCCAAGUCCAUACAUGACAUAUUUACAAGCUAGAGGGUGUAUUCUGGUUGCUUCAAGUCCAGAAAUUCUUACACGCGUGAAGAAGAAAAAGAUUGUCAAUCGACCCCUUGCUGGAACCGUUAGAAGGGGAAAAACACCUAAAGAAGAUCUCAUGUUGGAGAAGGAGCUUCUUAAUGAUGAAAAGCAAUGUGCAGAGCACGUUAUGCUCGUUGAUUUGGGAAGGAAUGAUGUUGGAAAGGUCUCAAAACCUGGUUCUGUUCAGGUUGAAAAGCUCAUGAAUGUUGAGCGCUACUCCCAUGUCAUGCACAUCAGCUCUACUGUCACAGGAGAAUUACUUGAUGAUUUGAGUAGCUGGGAUGCUCUGCGUGCUGCGCUGCCUGUUGGAACAGUUAGUGGAGCACCAAAGGUGAAAGCCAUGGAGUUGAUUGAUGAGUUGGAGGUCACAAGGCGAGGUCCAUAUAGUGGUGGAUUUGGCGGCAUUUCUUUUUCGGGUGAUAUGGACAUUGCCCUUGCUUUGAGAACCAUCGUAUUCCCAACUGGAACUCGUUAUGACACAAUGUACUCAUACAAGGACGUGAAUAAGCGCCGAGAAUGGCUUGCCCACCUUCAAGCUGGGGCUGGUAUUGUAGCCGAUAGUGAUCCUGGCGAUGAGCAGCGGGAGUGUGAGAACAAAGCUGCUGCUCUUGCCCGUGCCAUUGACCUUGCCGAGUCAUCAUUUGUUGACAAAUGAUGUGAGAGGUGUCUGUUUUGAUGUUGCUUAUUUUAUUUUUCUUAUGAAGUUAAAUUAUCAACUGGCUGUUGAUUAAGUAGCCUUUAUUUUUGUGGGGGUCGAAGACCAAGAAGAGUGAUCGAGGAAUAUUUUCUUGUGGAUGGGUGGGCAUUUUGGAAUGUGCGGAACCGAGCUUGAAAGUUUUGGGCAAUGGAUUGGUGUAGAUGCUGUUUUGAGUAUUAAAGAAUUUGCAUUUGAGUUGAGGUUGGUCUUGUUAGUUCACAUGAUUUUGAUGUGCUGUAUAAAAGUGGGUUUGAACUUUGUCCAAUAGCUCAUGUCUUUUGGCCUGCACCUUUUGAUUUAUUUCGUUUGUACCGAUUAUAUUCUUUUACCAUACAUUGAUUUCGAUCAAUGCAAAGCUAUCAGUGUUCUGUCCAA